UUUUGGUUUUUUUUGAGACACCCUGUAUAAGUUGUGUUAACUGUAAUGUGUUUAUAGUCGGUCAUCUCUCUGUUCAGGUCUGUUCUCAUUCAAGAUGAAGCUGCUAUCUGUGAUAUGUUUAAUAUUUAUUAUGGCCAUGGAUGGCAUUGAAGGUAAACGUUUUUCCAACAAUAAAUGACAUUGAUUUGACAUUGAAGUAAAAGUUCAUUGGCAAUGGGUAUAGCGUAUUGUCAUAUAAAUUAAACUGGCGGCAUUAGUCUUAGUCCGCGUGUUGUAACCCGAUAUCGUUCACUUUCAUGAAGCAUGUCUUAGAUCUGAAAUAUUUUUACGGAAACUAACACUUUCGAACACGCUGAGUUCAAAUCCGAAAAGUUCCCACUCCGUAGACCCGCAGUUUUUUCACAAAAUGCUAUUUUACCUUCACUAAUUUCACAACAAAUUUUUUCAUUGUUCAACGAUACGGGUCGAUGACGAUACACGAUUAUGUCACUCGAAAGACCAAUUUGUAUUAACCAUUAUUCCUUUUAACAAAAGAUCGAUUUUGCUCGAAUCAUUUUGAUUUAUGCAAUCUUAUGCGUGUUGGACGUAAACAACAUAUCUUGUCUACAACUUUGAGAAGGUACAGAUAACGCUUUCUAAAAUCCUCAGUUCUAGAGAUAUCUCUAUAAAAUCACAAGGACACUAAUGCGAAGUCUUUUAGCUAUGUCACUGGCCUGAAAUAUAACUCUUUUAACGCGAUCAAGUUAUUAAAAACAAAAGUAACGCGAAGCAAACGUAACGGCAAAGACAGCGCUAAAAUGAAAUAUUGUCGAAUGGUUGCUGCUAGAAGACUUAGGACAGGAUCAAUCUUAAAUAACCUUAAACUAUGAGAAUAAAUGUUCACAUCAAAGACAAAGAUCAGUCCCAAAGUAUAAAAUAUGUUCUGUAAACUUACCACAAAGUCGAGAAAUGUGUGCAUUAGCUGUUUAUUUGAUGAUUUCAACGUAUAUAGAAGCCCUCUUUCCAAUAAUAUUCGCUUAUCGCACAGUAUAACACCAACUGAUGUAAUAGUUCAAAUGCAAUGAUAAGUUAAUCUCUUGAAUUACGUCUCGGAAACCGUGUUGGAAAUUUCAAUGCUGAUCCAUUACAUAUAGAUUACCGUUUUAUAUCUUUGUAUAAAACAUUUUGAUCGCAUGUAAGGAAUUAUUUCUCAUCCCAGAGACAUAGCCCAAAGACUUGACAUUAACGUCCUUGUGAUUUUAUAGAGAUAGAUUCAGAACUAAGGAUUUUAGAAGGAAUUAUCUGUACCUUCUCAAAGUUGUAGACAAGAUAUGUUGUUUACGUCCAACACGCAUAAGAUUGCAUAACUCAAAAUGAUUCGAGCAAAACCGGUCUUUUGUUAAAAGGAAGAAUGGUUAAUAGAAAUUGGUCCUUUUGAGUGACAUAAUCGUGUAUCGUCAUCGAUCCGUGUCGUUAAACAAUGAAAAAAUUUGCUGUGAAAUUACUGAAGAUAAAAUAGCAUUUUGUGAGAAAACUGCGGGUCUACGGAGUGGGAACUUUUCGGAUUUGAAAUCAGCGUGUUCGAAAGUCUUAGUUCCCGUAAACUAUUUCAGAUCUAAGGCAUGCUUAAUGAAAAUCGUUUUCUAGGCACUUUUCAAGGUCACAACACACGGACUAUCUUGGAAUAUCAGCCAUAUUGCAGCGUUCCUUGUGUCAUAUUCAUUCCACAAAAUAUAACUCAAUGUCAUCCACAUGGGAUCAAGAAGUGCUGACAUGCAUGCCAUGGUUGCAGGUCGAGUCUACACUAUAGUGUUUCUCCACAAAAACUAAUAAUAGCACUUACAGUACUAAACUCCUAACGAAAACUGUUUGAAACUCACCUCUCCCCGCCCUUGGUAAACUAGAAACAUGAAGGGUGGCAGUGCCUUUUUAAAUAAUAUUUUUACUUGGGCAAAUUAAAGGCAAACAUUUUUUAACUAGCAAAAAUGCGAACCACGCUUCACUAAGGUUUUCAUAAAAGAGUAAAAUGAUUUGGGGAGUGUUUUCAAUUCUAACUUUUAAUUUUUACCGCAACAUAAUCCAAAAUCAUAUUGAUUAUGCAAAUGUGACUAUAUAUUUUCAGUUGGUGGGGAAGUCCAGCCUCUCAAUCCAACCCGUGAAAAUUUAAAAAAUUAGGAGUCAAAGAGGCGCGGCAUUUUCUCCACUUCUAACUGUUUCGCUAAACCAAUAGUUGAGACUAUCUGAGUCAUCUGACAAGCACUCAAAUCAGUCUAAAUUUUUCAUAACUAAAUUUUCGAGUCUUUUCAAUUGUUUAAAUCUGACCUAAUUUCCUGUUAUCAGAAUGAAAAUCCUGAAGAGUGAGAGCCCCCAAUUCGGAGAAAAUUGCCAUUAUAAUGAAAUCGUCGAAUAAACUAAUUCCAAACCGUUGCCAAAACGAUAAUUCCGGGUGAAAUAAGUGAAGAGAGCAUGCAUGCAUAGGUAGGGUAGCCUAUGUAUAUAUAUAUAAAACCAGAGAACGUCUACAAAUUUAUUAACCUAUUAUAAUAGUUAUGGAAUAUUCUGGGCGCCAUUUACUGGGGCAUAACGGGGAGGAAUUUAGGGAAGUUAAAGGAAACACAUUGAUGUACAGAGCAUCCAUUAUUCACCGACACUGAGGUGGAUAAUUGUUUUAGCAUAUACCAUGCAUAACAAAACAAAAAUUACCCAAAAAAAACGAAAAGAUUUUCAAAACAAUUUGUUUUUCAGCUCCUUCAAUAUAGUUGCAAAAAAAACCCAGUAUUUACACGGCUCUAGUAUAAUUUUAGUCAUUAUAGAAAGAGCUUUAAAGAAUACUUCUAUAUAUAUAUACAAUGCUAAGUAAACAUUUGUGGAUUAUAAGAAUCUCGUGUUUGGCAAAACAGGCAGCUUGAUAAAGUACAAAUAUUUGGUCUCUGUAACCGGAAUGAAACCGGGGAAGCUAUUUUGUUUCUGCAUGUCUGGAGGUUAAUAGUGCAAGGAUAUGAGAGACCAAUCAGAUUGCGUGAAAAGUACUAUCCAUGCACCUCCCAAGUAAAUGCUAAUACCAAAUGCAUUGGCUAGUAGGCUACAUACAUAUUUUUCAGAGGCGCUAAUUAAAAAACAUCAAAUGUGGCCUGUUGAUAAUAAAUUUAGGCUCUUAUACAAUUUCAAGAUACUAUAUAUAUAAUUGGACAACAAAUACAAAACAAAUGCAUAAAAAAUACCUCAUCGUUCCAGGCAAUAAUCCCGUGUGGUCAGUGAUUCCUGGAAGACUGAUGCAAGUUGACGUGAGUCCAGCGGACGUUGUCUGGGGUGUAAACAGCGCUCACUUCAUCUUUCUCCGAGUUGGGUCUCAGGGGCAAUGGAAACACAUUAGAGGCUUGUUAAAACAUGUCUCGGUUGGCGAAGCGGGAGUUUGGGGAGUAAACAAACAAGAUGACAUCUGGUAUCGUGAAGGAGUAUCGUCAAGUAACGUAGCAGGAACUAAAUGGAAGAAAGUUGGUGGUGAGGAUAUUAAUAAUGUAUUUGUAAAAUGCCGUAUACUGUAAUGUUUCAUUAAAAUGUAGUAUACAUGUAGCUACGGUAUCACUCACUGCAUCUAGUGGCCGUUCGAUUAUCUAGGGAUUAAUCGCUUCAAGAAUUUUUUCUGACCAUAAAAGCCCGUUUUAAUGAAUUUUAUUCUGUUCUCUAGAAUCAAACUAAGCUAAUUCAACUUGGAAAUGUCAUUUUGUAUCGACCGCGUUCAUUAAAGCCAAUAUGAUAAAUUUAUUGAACAGUUGAACGAAUUAUCCUGCUUAACCGGCCCAGCCCCACUAUACAGCCCCUUACAUGGCAAAAAAUCACUGAGACGAUAACAUAGGCAAAUAAAACUAGUUCAGGCAAAUGUUUAAAUUAUCAGUAUAGACUUCACAGUUUAUUGCAUCUUUUCCUCAAUGACCUCGAUUUGAUGUUUGCUUGUUUUAUAGUAAUGCAGGCGCACAUGGUUAGUGCACAAAUACAUUUGCCAGUAUGGGGAAGGAGGGUUCUACGGCGGGUGAAGCGGGUGGAUCGCCUUGCUCCACACAUUCGUCAUCAUUUCUUCAGUAUUUUAAUUUAUUCACACUCACAUUAAUUUAUUUAAACUUACUUGAUAUUUUUGAACCGCCACCGUUUGUUUAUCAACAGUUUUUAGCUUAUUUCUGGCUACUUUGUUGCCGUUUGUUUAUCUACAGUAUUUCUGGCUACUUUGUUGCCGUUUGUUUAUCUACAGUAUUAUAGUUUAUUUCUGUCUUGAGGUAAUUAAUUAAGGGAUUAAGGCAAUACGAAUUUGCAUAACCAAUGGGAUCCUAAUGGAUAUAAAUGGAUAUUACUACUGGCGGUCGUGGGAAUGUUCAGGUCCAUGAACAGUCAAUAUUUUUGCUGAGCUCAGCAAUUUUUCGCGUCUCCAUGUCAUCUAAUGACUAUAAAUUUUGUAAGCGUUUUAUUUAAGUAUACGCAAUUAAAAAUAGAAAUUCGGCUUAAUUUUUUAAAUUUUGUGCUUCUUAAAGGAGCGUUUAGGUUAAUAAAUUGUAAAGCAGAAAUAAAACUCGCGACAUAUUUUAAACACCGCAUCUUAUUAGUUGCUAAGCCCAAGUUAACAUGGUUGUUAACGCCGUUGUUAUGGUCGAUAUUUGCAUAUUACAAAGUCAUUAAAAGUGAUUAACCCGCCUACCCCCUGUGCAUAUACCAAGCAAAAUGCAAGGGAACACAUUUUCGAUAUGGCUAGUAUACGUUGUGGAUUUUGCGAGAUAUAUCAAAAUUUCCUCUUGUUCAUAUCGAAAAUGUAUACCGCCCAAGUCAUUAACAGUCGUUAAGGGAAUACAAAUUAAAAUAAAUUAAAAUUUCUUAAGUGUUUAUUAUGGAUAGAUAUAGGGAUCAUUAAUUACGCAGACGUAGAUCUUAAAAUCGGGCGCGUGGCUUUGCGGGCAAAACUUUCCUCACUGCCUAAUUUAUUUGAUUCUGUAACAAAUAUACUUGCAGAGAGAUUCUUCUUAUUCUUUUAUAACUUUAUUGGGAAUACUAACAAUAACGAUAAAUGGGUGUUUCCCAAAAGGAAAGGUGCAAACGGGUCAGAAAAAGCCCAUGCGAGGCACCUCCCUUACAAACUUUACACAAAAAAUUACAUUACACUAUAAAUUAUAGUUGAGGUAAAGCUCGAUUUGCGCAUACCCACAGGAUCUCCAAAUAUGUAAAAUGCAUGUAAAUUUUGGAAAAAUUGUACGGAAAAUAAAACUAACGAACUUUACUUCAAUCAAAGAACUAUACAUUAUUUUAGUUUCUGUGACAUGGACAGUCUCGAACAAGAGACCAGGUACAUGGCAUGUCUACGUCAAAAACUGAAUUACGUAAAAACGAAUAAGUCCGACGAAGAAAGUUCUUAAAAGUAAAUAAUGUCACGAAGCUAUUAGGUGAUGCAGUUCUGCACACUACAUUCCAUAAAUGAACUGUUCGAUUAAAGUAAGAGUUUUUAAACGUAGUUGUUCUACAUAACGGCACUUGAAGUAAUAGACUAGGAUUUAAGGUUAGUCGAGAACGAUCAUGACUAACAAAACUAACAUAAUUGCCUAUAUCUAAGUCUACGUAACCGUAUAGUGCCUUAUAGAAGAAGACCAAGUCUUGGAUUUCUCUGUCAUAACACAGCGGCAGCAUGUCCAAAUUCUGAAGUCUCUCCUGGUAUGAUAUCUCACCUAUUCUUGAUCUUAGGAUCCAUCUUGUCGCGCGUCGUUGUAUUCUUUCGAUCUUGACUUUGAGGUAGACAUUGGAUGGAGACCAAAUUUCAGUACCAUAGCAUAACUUCGACUUUACAAGCGAUAUGUAUAAUGAACGCCGGAUUUUGGUUUCCGUCAAUAAAGGACAAGUUCUCUUUAGGAGACCAAGCAUCUUGUUAGCUUUAGCUGUUAUCAUUUGAAUAUGCGAGUUCCACAAGAGAUUGUCUGUCACGAUGAUGCCGAGAUCUUUUUCUUUCCGGACACGAAGCAACGAAGAUGAACCCAGAUGAUAGUUGUAAGUCACGGGAUAUUUCUUUCGAGUCACGCUCAAAUGAGCUGGGAUUGCCGCACCGAGGUGGCUGGAAGUUUCCCGAAUUCACCGAGCCAAGCGAGGUGGGUUCGGGAAAAUUCCAGCCACCCGAGGUGCGUCCAAUACCCUGACUCACCGAACCCGCAAGUAUGUUUGGUUUUUAUCACAUGCCAAAAAGUACUGAAGAAUUUACGCAUUUUAGAAUUUAGUAUAUAAUAUCUUGUUUGGAUAACAAACAUUUUAGCCGCUAACAUGCUACGCCAAACAAACAAACUUAGGCUUAAAUUGAAGCUCAAAAAAUUCUCUACAAUAUUCUCUUAUUCUUGAAAAGAGAAAAUGCACACAUUCUGCGAAAACAUUGCCAAGAUUUAUAUAAACCUGCCCGUGCCAAACAAAUUUCGUCAGCCAUCUAUCUUCUCUUCCACUUUGAAUACAGAAUAUUCCAUUUUUAUCAAACAAAAUAAAAAAAAUAAAUUAUAAAACAAUUAAAAACAGUUAAUUUAUUCUGAAAUUUGUUCAAAUCGCUUAAAAAUGGCCGCCGCCGAUCGAUCUCGAACCCCCUCCUAAACAUACGUCAGGUGGGUUCGACAUUGAACGCACCUUCUUGUAGCCAAUAGGAAAGCCGCUAAUACUCUAGGUAUGAAAUAAAAGCUUAGUCUAAAUAACUCGGAGCCUAUCUCGAAAUAUCGAGCCUAGCUCAGAGCCGAUUCUAAAUAGCUCGGAAAAUAGCUCGAAAUUAUUAUUAUUUUAACAAUGAACUUUUUUUGUAACCAAAAGGUUAAAUUACAGAAAUUCGUAACAACAUGAAACUAUGGCUAAAAAGUGCUAUACUAACUAUAUUAAUAAGAAUAAAUUGUGGUAGCUAAAUACUAAAAUAACUAGGUUUAAAAAUCAUUUGAGGUAAAAAAGAAUGUUUAAAGCUGUCCGUUUUGCAGAAUAAUCAUUAAUAAAAUUUACGUGGCAACCUUAAGUCAUAAUUAAUUUUGAUGUAUAUGGAUGUGGAAACAAGUCCAUAGAUAAACAAACGGUGGCGGUUCAAAAAUCGGUCAAGUAAGCUUAAAUAAAUUAACGUGAGUGUGAAUAAACUAAAAUACUUAAUUAAGGAAUGAUGACGUAAUGUGUGGAGCAAUUAAGGCAAUCCAUCCGUUUCAUUCUUUUGCCUUUGACCUUGAAUCCUAUCACAAACCUAUUUUUAACCUAUUGUGCAUUUGUGCACAAAACAUGAGGAAAUAACCAGUUGAAAAAGAGCCCAUUUGGGCAAGAGUACAAUAGGCACAUUGCGACUUUACUUCUUCUGAUGAAUGUGAACGAGGAGAUAGGUUGUGAAUGUUCUGAAUAAUGAAUAUAUGUACCCUUGUGUAAACAAUCGUAACUAAUCCACUUGUUUCACUUCAAAAGUAGCAUUUACAUCCAUUAGAAGAGAAAAAUCGCGGCUAAAAACGCAGCAAUAUUUCAAGUGUAAACCGACCUUAAGAUAGCUACAAUGGCAAAUUGAAUACCAGAAACUCUUUCCAGUCCUCCGGGGCCAAUCGUUUUUAACUAUCCGUUACGUUUUGUAGUCAAAUAAUGAUUAACUUAGACCCCACUUACACGAUGCUGCAUUUGUGCAAAUCGGAGCGAGUCGACGCUUUUCGGCUUCUUACAACUUUUAGUAUUCGAAGUUUUUGACUAAUUCUGUUAUAUGAUCAUAUUAUUUUGAGUGCUAUAUAAGCUCCCCUUGGAAUUGUAAAACUUGAUGACGCUCCGAUGCGAAUCCGGUAUCGUGUCACUGGGGCCUUAAUUGCACGCACGUAGUAUAAGUUGGAUAUGUAUAUAUAGCAAAGUUGUUCUAACAACUUGUCAACAGGAUGUGUUCGCACUGCUUGUUCCCAGCUUAUUGACAAGUUCUCAACGGCUUGUUGGAAACUUGCUGCAAGGUUGCUGAUCCCAACAGACUUGUCACAAGUCGUUCCAACUCACUUGUUAUCGUCCUGCAUUCAACAACUUGACAUGUCAACAAGUUGUGAGUGACAACCUUGUGGCAACUUGAUAAAAUAACAUUGUUACAAUUUAUUGGCAAGCUUGCUACAAGCCUGUUGCGAACACAUCUUGUUGAUUUUUAUGUGGGAAUUUUUACGUGGGAAUUUAAGUUAAGUACAUUUACGCUAUAGGGUAUCGUUAACUUAUCAAAACGUAAUUAAAGAUGGCGCUUUUAGGAGUGAACGACAUUUGUCAGUAAGUUUAAUGAAAAGCAACUCUUCCCUGUGCAGGUUUCGUGACAGUUAUAUAAGCGCUUCAAGCCAAUGGACAACUUGCAUGUUAGGCUAAAUUUUAAUCUAAGUAAAGUGAAGGGAAUAAAACACAACAGUACGUUAAAAAGAAAAUAAUGAAAUUAGUAAAAUUGCAAAAUUUGGUUACGAAAUGUUGUAAAAUGCAGGAAAUAUAGCCUUGCAAAGUUUGCAUAUUUUCAGUAUAUUUGUAUUACGUGUGGAAAUUGUUACCAUUUUCGGCUCAAAAAUGGUUACAAUUUCCGCAGGUAAUAAUUUAUAAACAUACUAAAAAUUUUACUGAUUUUAAUACUUUACGGGAAUUUACUUUUUUUCCCGCCAGUAAAUCAAAAAUUAGUCUAACAUGCAAGUUGUCUAUUGAUUGUUGUAAUGAACUUAAAAUAGAUUAAAAUUUAUUUAAAAAAUUAUUUUACUUCUUUGAAAAUGUCCAGCAGAGAAAUUGAGCUGUGUUCAUAGCCUAUGAUAGUCGAAUAUAACCUGUUUUGGAUGUGGCAAGCAUGUCCCUUCGCCUUCAGUGCUUCUGAUGAAACUGACUGCUACUGUAUAUGUAUGUUUCUCUGCGGAAAACAAAAAAUACAAUUAUAUAUAUUUUAAAAAUUAAAACUGAACAACCAGACAAAAACGGAAAACUUCCGAUUUCGUGGCUAUUAAUUAUAGCAAAUCCAGGAAGCCAGAUGUUGAAAAACAUCAGAAAAUUAGUCUGCAUGUCACUGUUUUUGAAAUUUCCACCAUAUUGAACCGUUUAGUUAACUUUCACAUCAAACUCUUGUUUAGCAUGUUUUUUUCUCCUUCGCCUGCUGACAAGCUUGUUGCUAUUAAUUAAUCAGCAAUUAUAAAUCCUGCGUGACGUGAUUGAUUACAUGUUAGAAGAAUUUCAAAGUCGGUCUUUGAGGAAAAUUGUUUACAAUACCUUCUACUUAUAUUAUGAAAGAAAUAGAAAAACUCGGCUCGUGCGCGUUCGUGCAUUAUCACACCGUAAACACAUGAUUAUUUUCAUGGCUUGAUAGAAAUUACCCUAAUGACAUUCGUUUUCUAAUUUUGUAGGUUUACUAAAGCAGAUUGACUCAGGACCACCUGGGAUUGUCUAUGGAGUUAACCGUGGAGAUAAUGUAUAUUGCAGGACAGGCAUAACAACAGCUAGACCUCAAGGAAAAAGUUGGAAAAUUCUUGACAAAAAACUUAAAUAUAUCAGCUGCGGAGUUUUGGGGUGUUGGGGAGCGAACGCCAAUGAUAAUAUCUUUUUUCGGGUUGGCGUGACUUCUGACAAAUGUGAGGGAACAAAAUGGAAACAUAUUAGCGGAAAAUUAAAGCAAGUUGAGGUUAGAUUGAUCUAUUCAUGUAAUUUAUUCAUUUAUUUAUUUAAUAUAUUAAUUCAUUUCGUUGAUCUAUACCAAUACUGCAUUAUAAAUCCAACCUGUUAUUCUCACCCUGUUAUUCUCAGAGCCACUACAGUAUACUGUUAUCUGAAAGGGUUGCCCUAAAUAUUACAGUACAAAUUCAUUAAUUUAUUCAUUCUCUUUGGGAAGAAAUCGAAAUAGGAAAAAAGUACGACCUCCGGCCUCUUUUGACCGACUGAUCAAUUCUGCUCACAAAACUUUCUUGUAUGCUUAAGAAAAUUGGCAUAACAUGCAAGUUACACUUUGCCAUUUUUAGUUUUCGACGCUUUUAGCUCUACGUAUAGAAUGGCGUUAGCCACCCGACAGAAUAUCCAAAUAACUGUGUAGAAAUUUCCAGACUUUCUACCCACGUUUAUCGGAAACGAAGCCGCCCGGCUAUGUUUGAAUGAUUAUGCUUUUAAGUGUGACGCCGUAAAUUUGCCGGUUUUGAUCACCAAUAAAGCGAAUCACCUUAACAUGAAAGAACGUCAUCCAAAAUUUGAAUCAAAUGCCGUUGAGGCGACUCACGGAUGAGAUCAAUUGAAAGUGACAGAAAGAAUUCAUAGAGCAGAUUGCAGUUGUUUUUGCAAACGGGCACGUGCGAAUUUUGCCAUUUGUCGUGCUUCUUUUGCCAAAUCAAAAGAAAGAAACGCGUGCUCCAGUCCGAUUUCAAGUUCUGAAAGGCCCGAUUUGCAGGCAAACAGUGCGAGCAAAGCGGGCUGGUCAUCAAUCCCAUUGUUUAAUCACUGUCCCACACUCAAGUAACCACAAAGACUCACAGAUGUUGCUUUGCAACAAAAUGGCUUCAAACUAUUGAGCAUUCUUAAAAACGGUGAAAUUUUUGUUGGUAGCGAAAGGUUGUAAUUAAAUGUUUUUUAUUACAUUUUUCUCAGGUAAGCAGUGGAGGUGUAGUGCUUGGAGUGAAUUCAGCCAAUCAGCUGUUUGGUCGUGAUGGUAUCACAGCGGCUAAUCCUACAGGGACGAGAUGGGUUUUUAUUCCUAAUCCAGGAUUUAAACAUGUUUCAGCUGGGAAAUCUGCUAUAUGGGCAAUUAAUGCAGCAGAUUACAUAUUCUACUAUGAUGGUUAGUAAUAUGUUCAAUUACAAUCUUCGUAGAAUGUGGCAGUCUCUCAACGCAGGUACAGUCACAGCGACAAUUUCCGGAGGACUCGACAAUGCAGCAGAUAUGCUGCUUGUCACACACCGCUGCGCAAAAGCAAUGUCUGAUUCGAGCAUUUGAGGUUUUAAAUUUCAGGAUAAGAAUGCAUGUAGCUAUAGUUUCACCAACUUUUUUAUGAGAUCGAAACCAGCCAAAUGCUAUCUGAAUAAACCUGAAAGUUUCGUGUGACAGUUUCCACCAGGAGCACGUCGUGGAAAAAGAUAUGUUGCUUGGCAAAUUUGCCGUUGCGGAAAAAAAUUUGUUUCUUGUUAUACUUUCCUUGUUAACCUAAGUUUUAUCCAGUUUGGCUUAGGGGCGGACCAUUUGAUUUUUGAGAGGGGGAGGGGUAGGAAGAUUUCGAAAAACUUUUCUGCAAUCCCAGGAGAAAGAAAAAAAAUCAUGCAGCAUACAAUCGAGAAAAAAAUAUCGAUCAUGCAAAAGAGAGCGCUCAAAAAAAAUCCUGCAUGUAAAUCUACUGACGUUCUUCACUUCAGUAUUGUGUCCACAGGCUUGCAAGAUUUUGGAUUUUUGAGCAGGCACAUUUGCUUAAAAGAACACGGUGAACCUGAACAGUGGAAAACAUCACAUGCAUUCUGCCGCCUUUGGAGCCUAUAACAUACGAUAGCCCGUGGCGUUCCCUGGAAAAAUUGUUGCCCCCCCCCUGAGAAAAUCUGGGCUUAAGAUAUGUACAAGUUUAUAAGUUAUUUAUACAUAUCUAAUAUGCAUGGUAGAAAAAGUAUUUUUGGAUGGUUGAAUCUGUGUGCGUUUUUUGAUAACAUAGCUCCAAACAAUAUUAACGCUUCAAAGGCCCAUCUACAGGAUGCAAGUUCAACGUACUGUAUAAUUAUACGAUGAUUUUAAAUUAAUGUGAAAAUGCCAGUUUAGUCUUUAGAGUCUAGAUUUAAAAAAAAAUUCUGAAGAGGAUGCAAUCCGAUCCCCCAACAAGCUAUUUGUAUGGGCGAUUGAAAAGCUACGUACAGAGCUAUAUAUUUGGUAGAACAUUGUUGUUUCGGAGGGCAGUUAAAAUUCGCAUUAUCGAUUUGUGAUUUUCCCUUGUUUAAAAUAAAGGACAGUAAGUGUUCCUUAGGCUUAGUACAGCAAAGUUGUUGGAAGAAUCCAUAGCUGAAAACGCAGGAAAUAGCAUUUCCGAGGUCCAAAUUUUAACAUUUUUUCCCCUGAACCCCCAAGGUUACAAGUCAUUCAUAUACUGUACCUCCCCCAUUUUCGAGUACUAUAUCCCUGCAUGUUUUAGCUAGGUUUUGGUGCAGUUAUACAUUUUUUGUAAGUAAACCUGCACGCUUUAGUGCGGGGAACAUUAAGACAUAACCAUAUAAAAUAAAGCACAGUGAAAAUUCCUUGGCCCCUCUUGGGAUUCAGUUCUCGGCCUCCUCUGACUGAAAACCCCGGCUACGUCUCUGGCGAUAGCUAUAUGAAAGCUUUAAGUUACUCUGUAAGCCGUUAUUGCGAGGGGCAAAAAAAAUAUCCUCCCGCGAAAUAUAUUGGGGAAAAAAUCUUGCGCUGCACUUUUCAAGGAAAAAAAUAUCUGUCUUAUUUCCCUGGGUGGAAAAAAAUCUUGCACAGUCUGAAUCUUCCCCCCCCCCCCCCCCUCAAAAAUCAAAUGGUUCACCCUUAACAUAAUAUUGCGAUCCUGGUUAAAUAUCCUAGUGAUUUUAAUGUGUUUUUACUAAAGGCUUGUUAAUUUGGCCAUAGCUAAGUCUUCCUAAUUAAAAACAUUAAGCAGGCUAAUUUGUUUUUAUCCGCCUAAAACUAUACAUAAAAUAUUAUACUCGACUGUGAUUGGUUGAUUUCAGUACAAUUAUAAUCUCAAACAGCAGUGCAAAAUCUGUAAUAACAGUGCAAGAAUAUGUAACAAACUGAUGCAAAUGAUGGAAAAAACAGUGGGAUCUACAGUCAAUCCAUUUGCUAAAAGCAAUAUCGUCAUGCAACGGUCAUAGAUUGCUUUAAAACAAAACAAACAUAGUGGCGCGCUAUACAAAGGUACAAGUUCAAUUCGGGUGCAAAAUAUGGCAUUUAUUUGCUUUUAAAAAUGGAAACGACUUUACUUUAAUUAAACAAGUUAAUAAUAUAGCAAAACUAUACUUAUAUAUUUUGAGUGAAACAUUUUAGCAGUUAUAGCGUUCUAUUAUGUGAAUAUAUGAUAAAGCAGAAAAACUUUGUCAGUGACCGAUUCGUUAUAAACGCAAGUUUUAAAAACUACAAACGUCUCAAACAUAUUUAAGUAUAUAAUUAAUCCCGGCACCUUCGAACAGUUACUAGAUCGACGCUCUACCAACUGAGCUACACGGGCAGGCGGAUUUAAGACUGGAAAUUAUGAACUAUAUACUGAAUGUAAUUGAAUGACAACACUAAAUUCACCAACCAAGAAACAACUUGGGAUUUGAAAAGAAAAAUCAAGUAAUUUUUCACUUACCGAGAAUAAUGUUCACUUACCGAGAACAGCUGUUCCCGUUCGAUAAUUUCCAUCCACAAAACCGCUCAAUCGAGUGUGUAAUGUGACUUCAACAAUUCUUGUUGGCAUACUUUUCUGUAUAAUUAUUAUUUGACUUUUGCCACAAUGGCCUCACUAUUGUGCACGACACAUGAACACGAGGCCACAAGAGUAAGAUUUGAAUGAACAGCACUUACAGGUUACUGGGUAAGCAUACACUCCGCGUUAUCAUGCAUAGACAUUACAUCACUGACCGAUUACAACAAGUAUUAUGUUUACUGAUAUUACUUACUUGCCCAGACUAUUUAUCUUUACAACAAUCGAGAUAUUAUUUUCCUUACCUUUUUUAUUCUAACCCAUCCUGUUUAACUUUGGGAGAAAACAAGAAUACCCAGAGAAAAUUUACGAGUUUCGGUAGAGCGUUGACAUGCAGACUCUUUUCACAUGAGUCCGUAUCGACAACCCACGAUCUCAGAGGUGAAAGGCGCUUGCGACCGCGCCAACUAAGCACCCCCCCCCCCCACCGCCGGAAUAAAUAAUUCCAUAACGACCGUUUGCAAUGUUGUCGAGCACUUUCUUUGCUUCGUUUCGGUAUUGUCACAUGUUGGGGCAAGGUUGGCGAGGAAGAACUUGAUGUGGUCGGCUUCGAGACGUUGUUUGGAGUGUCGGCAGUCGACACUCGAUGCUUAUGACUAAAAUCUUGGGAACCCACGCUGGAAAAAAGUUACUGGAGGACUGAAACAUGUCUCGGUUGGUAACGCUGGUGUCUGGGGAGUAAACCUAUUUGAUCAUAUCUAUUUUCGAGAAGGAGUCACAACAAGUAACUUGCCAGGAACAAAAUGGACCCGAAUAUCAGGUGAUAACAUUUUACAUAAUAUUCUCAGUCGUGAGAAAAUGUCGAACUUUGAUAUCCAAUACUUUAGAUAUCCAGUUUCUGCAAUGUUAAUUAAGGAGGCUUUUAUAGUUUUAAUCAAAUUAUUCAGACAUCAUGCAUAGAUCAAAUUUAAAAAGUGUCCACUAGGUUGUUAACUAUACUAUAGUUCUUAUAAGCUUUUUUUAAAGCAUAUUUUUCAUUUAUUAUAUUUUCGUUUAGUUUCUAUAUUAGUUUUUGAAAUGUUCAAAAGUCUUCUUCUAUUGAAAACAGUGACAUGUGGGAAGCUAAAACUUGACAUUUCGAAAUGCUGCCAGUCUGCAAUGCUGUAGUGUAAUACAAUUUCAUAUAUUAAUACUACAUGAAAUUCUAUUACAUUUCAGCAGUAAUAGCUGCAUGUAUAUACAGCUUUUCUUAUCAGAUUUAUUAAUUCAAUCAAUUGGUAUUUUAUCUGUUUUAUGAGCUGUUUCACUGUCUAUGUUUGACCAAUUUUAAGUGUGGUAAGCAUGUCCCUUCGCCUUCAACUCUUCUGAUAAAAACUCAAGUGGCUAUAUGUAGCUAUGUUUCUCCGCGAAAGACAAAAAAUGCAAUUAUAUAUUUGAAUUUCAAAAACUAGAACUGAUUGAACUAAACCCAGGGACGCCGGAACUGGGGGGCAGGGGGGGGGCGGCUGCCCCCCUUGCCCUUUGGUAGGGGGGCAGGGGGGGCAGAAGUGCCCUUUUAGUUGUAAAAUAAUACGUGAUAAAUCACAUUUCCAACGAUGCUUUUUGUAGGAAAAUCACGAGAUUCAGGUAAUUUAUAGUUUAUAUUUAUAAAAAUUUUUGGAAAUUUUUGGAAUUUAGAAAAAUAUUUUGAAGAAAUGGCGAAAAUUUAAGAUAUCCGGAAAAAUUUUUGGCUUCAGGGAAAAUUUUUGUAUGUCCGGAAAAAUUUUUUGACCCCUAAAAUGGUACACUGACCGAAGUUUUUUUGGCGGGGGGGGAGUUCGCCAAAAAAUUUUGCAGUGAAAAAACAUUUUUCAGUAAAGGUGCCCUUGGUGUGCGUCCGCCCCCCUUUGCCCUAUUAUCGUUCCGGCGUCCCUGACUAAACCUCUAAUUCCAUUGCUGUUAUGGCAAAACCAGUAAGUCAGAAGGUGAAAAACAUUAGAAAAUUAGUUCUUUGAAUGUUUGCAUGGCGAUAAAAUAUAAUUCUUUUUGUUUGUGGAAACACCACGUAAACGUGGUGUUUCUUACGUGGUGUUUCCACAAACAAAAACAAUUAUUAGAAAAUUAGUCGGCAUAUCACCUUUUUUUAUUUCCACCAUAGUGAGGAACCGUAUAUUUCACUUUAACAUUCAACUUUUGUUUGACAUGUUUUUUUUCAUGUUUUUUUGACAUAUUUUUUCUUUUGUUGCUAUUAAUUAAGCGACAGGUAAAGGAAUGCCCGUAAAGUGACUGAUUACAUAUUAAGAGAAUUUCAAAGUUGGUCUUUGAAGAAAAUUAUUUACUAUGCAAUAUCGUCUACAUAUAUUACAACAGGAAUUGAAAAACUCGGCGUUCGCGUGCGCCUUCGUUCAUUAUCACACCGUAAACAAAUGCGACUUGUUUUCUUUUUCUUAAAUAUUGCUUUUUGAUUAUUAUCAUGGGCAUGAUUAUAGACAUUACCCUAAUGACAUUCGUUUUCUAAUUUUGUAGGUUAUCUAAAGCAGAUUGAUUCAGGACCACCUGGGAUUGUCUAUGGAGUUAACGGUGGAGAUAACAUAUAUUGCAGGACCGGCAUAACAACAUUUAGACCUCAAGGAAGAAGUUGGAAAAUUCUUGAUGGAAAACUUAAAUAUAUCAGCUGCGGAGUUUUGGGGUGUUGGGGAGUGAACGCCAACGAUGAUAUCUAUUUCCGUGUUGGCGUGACACCUGGCAAGUGUGAGGGAACAAAAUGGGUACAUAUUCGCGGAAAAUUAAAGCAAAUUGAGGUUAGCUUGAUUUAUUCAUGUAAUUCAUUCAUUUAA
This is a messenger RNA of Paramuricea clavata, 16114 nucleotides long. The record is from the annotation of a GenBank genome assembly. Lineage: Eukaryota; Metazoa; Cnidaria; Anthozoa; Malacalcyonacea; Plexauridae.